Rasamsonia emersonii CBS 393.64 is the source of this 1254-nucleotide messenger RNA. RefSeq lists its product as uncharacterized. The transcript has 2 exons. The record is from RefSeq and is a predicted model, not a curated record. Lineage: Eukaryota; Fungi; Ascomycota; Eurotiomycetes; Eurotiales; Trichocomaceae. Bases 1 to 1254 code for a protein of 417 amino acids. Gene Ontology annotation, biological process: tRNA wobble uridine modification. Gene Ontology annotation, cellular component: elongator holoenzyme complex.
AUGCCAACGCAACCACCCCUCCCACCCAUUCUAAUCCCCUACGUAUCUCCCCCUCCUCGCUCCUCUCUGACACUAGUCACCUCUGUUAUCGGGGCGACCAGCAAUUGGCUGGUAUUGAGAUUUCUGCUUGCAACUUUAAGUUCAGGUUCGAGUCGCGCUGAAACAGCCCCUCUUGACGGCAAUGGCGAUGAUGGAGUCAAAGGCGGGAGAAGAAAAGUCGUCCUGUUGAGCUUCCUGCGCAAUUGGGAGUUCUGGAAGAGUGAGGCGAAGAGGUUGGUAAGACAUCCAUCCAUCGAUGCAUACCAUCAUCAUUCAUUCAUUCAAGAAAUUUUUGGAGUGCUUGUGGCUGCAACCGUUGCAUGGGCUUUUCUAGCUAACGAAGUUUGCGACGCAACCCAGGGCCUUGAUCUAGCCCGUCUGUCAGAACAGGGCCGGUUUGCUUUCAUCGACGGGUUGUCGGAACUAUUCUAUUCCUCAUCCUCCUCCACGUCGCCAUCGCCAUCUCUGUCGCAGUCGGGUUCUUCUGUGCCUCCUCCUUCUCUCGGCAGAACUACGACACUUCCGGUCCGAUCACCUCCAGGCACGGUGCCGGCACGAGUGCCUGGGACAACAACACCUGCCACAGCUGGCAGCAGCAGCAGUCUCAACAGAGCUUCUACCGCGUCGGAGUCCACGAUAAAGCGGUUGCGUUUUACAGGUCGGGGGACCGCGGCGCUUGAUGCAUUGGAGAAGGAUGUCUUGGCCGUAGUCGAAGAACUUCAGACGAAGGGACGAACGGCUGCGAGCCCUGACGGCGGCAGCGGCGGCGACGAUGACGAGAAUGGCGUCGUGCUGGUAAUUGACCAGCCGGAUUUGCUACUUGCUGCGACGGGGCCGAGUCAAGGAAUCGGGGCGACGGAGAUGGGAGAAUGGAUCAUGGGACUGGAACAGCGCGUCCACUCCACGAUCCUGACAUUAUCCGCCGAUUCCCCACUGAUACACAACGCCGCUGUAUCUACUACUUCAGUAGAAGGUACUGUGACGCCUCUGGAGACGGAGCACGCCGCGUUCGUCAUCGGACUCGCCCACAGAGCGUGGAUGGUCAUGCAGCUGCGAAACUUGGAUACAGGCGCAGCGAAGGAUGUCAGCGGAGUCCUGAGAGUCAGUAAAGGCGGAGGCGCGUCGGAUGACGAAGGGCUCGACUGGGAAGAGAAAGAGGUCUUGUAUUUUGUCCAGAGGGAUGCUGGAGUUAGGGUCUUUGGGCGGGGUGAAUAG